This is a messenger RNA of Paramecium tetraurelia, 498 nucleotides long. RefSeq lists its product as uncharacterized. The transcript has a single exon. Gene Ontology annotation, biological process: translation. Lineage: Eukaryota; Ciliophora; Oligohymenophorea; Peniculida; Parameciidae. Gene Ontology annotation, molecular function: structural constituent of ribosome. Gene Ontology annotation, cellular component: ribosome. The record is from RefSeq and is a predicted model, not a curated record.
AUGCUAAAAUUAGCAACCUAGACAGUAAAAUUAAUAUUGAUACCUGUUUUGCAAACAGUGGCUAUGAAUUUGAAACCUGUUUAAGAUUUUGGAUUAGUGAGAUUAUUACGAUAAGCCAGAAUUGCAAGUUAAGCAAGAACAAAAUCUAAAUGUGCGUCUUCAAGUUGGAAGAAGAGGAUCAGAACACCGAAUUAGUUAUAUAAAAUUGGCGAUAAUAAAGGUGUAAUGAAGAGGGUGAAGAUUGUUGGACCUAGGAGACUGAAGUUCAAACCUCCAGGAUCAAGACAUUUGAACAGGAAUUGUUCUAAAGCUAUUUUAAGAAGAAUGAGACGCACCAGAUACAUUAGUGAUGUUAACAUGCCUAAGAUGAGGAAACUUUUGCCAUUGAUGAGGAGGUAAAAGUCUACAAGUGAGGAUCGUGAGUUAUGUGAACAAAAAAAUGGAUGGAAUAGAAAUCAAUAAUAUAUUUUAUUUCAAAGAUAAUAUUUAAAUUAAUGA